This is a messenger RNA of Daldinia childiae, 1089 nucleotides long. RefSeq lists its product as uncharacterized. Lineage: Eukaryota; Fungi; Ascomycota; Sordariomycetes; Xylariales; Hypoxylaceae. Gene Ontology annotation, molecular function: methyltransferase activity. The record is from RefSeq and is a predicted model, not a curated record. The coding region runs from base 1 to 1089 and encodes 362 amino acids. The transcript has 9 exons.
AUGACGGAUAGCUGGAGGCCGACUAGCGCAAGGUCCAGCGGCUCUAGUCCGUUGAAACCGCCUGAACAAGCGGAACUUGUAGCCGAGCCAGAUCUAGAAGAUGAGUUGGAGUCACAGGAGUACCAAUACGAUGACGAUAGGGAUAGGGAUUCAGCGCUGGGAUCUGACAUAGAAAGCAGCGCCAAUUCCAUCGCGUCGAGCAUUUUGGAGUACCGGAUAAUUCAAGGGCGAACAUAUCACAGCGACAGGCACAAUGUCAACUACUUCACCCCGAAUGACGAGCAGCAAGUCCAGUCUAUAGACAUCACCCACCACUACCUUACCUUGCUGCUUGAAGACAGACUCUUCAUUGCACCAAUACCAAACCAUGUCCAGAGUGUGCUAGACAUCGGAACUGGAUCAGGGAUAUGGUCCAUUGACUUUGCAGAGCAAUACCCCAACGCACAAGUAAUCGGGACGGAUCUCUCUCCCAUGCAACCCAUGUGGGUGCCACCCAACGUUCGGUUCGAGCUGGAAGAUUGCACGCAACCGUGGUCGUGGGGUGACGAUUCCUUUGACUUCGUACACCUACGGUACUUAUUUGGCGCUAUCCCUGACUGGAACGAAUUCAUACGGCAGGCAUACCGCGUGACUAGACCCGGAGGCUGGGUCCAAAGUUGCGAGACCGAAGUUAUCAUCCAAUGUGACGACGGAAGCAUCCCUCCUGACAGCGCCCUCAAGACCUUCUGGAAUAAGUUAUAUGACGAGAUAGGGGGGAAAAUAGGCACAUCGUUUAAACCCCUUACCCAUAACUUUCAGGAGAGUGCCUUCAGAGCAGCUGGGUUCCGGGAUAUCGAGGUGUAUGACUACAAGCUCCCGAUUGGUGGAUGGCCAACUGAUCACAGGAUGUCGGAAGUUGGCCAAUACGUCCAAUUAACAUUACUUAACGACCUCGAAGGCUACACACUCAUGCCUUGGAAUACUGUCAUGGGGGACAACGCCCCGGGUUAUAAGGAAAAUCUGUCGCAGAUGCGGAGGGAGCUGCAUAAUAGGAGAUUGCAUGGCUAUAUGAGGACUCGCUAUGUAUAUGGUCAGAAGCCAGAGUCGUGA